GCUGUCACAAAUCCAAUAUCUGUCAAACCGCAGAAAUGAAACUGUUCUCCUGAAAAGUGCCUCAUGAAGUGGUGAACGAGCAGUUUGGAUCACUACAGACUUCCAGAGGAGCUUGUUGACAACAAGCAGCAGCAGCAACAACAUGUUUGGUAAAAAGAAGAGAGCACCGCAGCCCAGAGGCCAGGGAGCUGCUGCAGCAAAGCAGAUGGGUCUGUUUGUAGACCCUGAGGAGAUGAUAAUGGGUGUGGAGGGGGAUCUGGACGACCCGGACCUGGAGGCUGAACUUGCUGCUAUCACUGGAAAUCAAACUGGAUCUGGUGGGAGAGCCAAGCACAAAGGGAAGAGUCCUUUGCCCAUGGAAGACAUUGCCAGGAUGGCUGAUGAGUGCAUGAGAGACGUGGAUGAAGAUGAAGAUGACGGUGACCUGGAGAAUGAUGAGGAUCUAUUGGCCGAGCUGCAGGAAGUGGUGGGUGAGGAGGAGGGGGAGGGAGAGGCUGAAGACGCUGUAACUGUUUCCUCCAUGUCUUCUGCUGCUGCUGAAUCUCCUGAAGCUGAAACACCUGAGUCCCCGGAGCCACAGCAGAAAGAAGUAAAAGUCUCCUCAGCUGCACCCGGCAGCCUCCAGCACACUCUGGAGGAGAGAUUAAACAUGUACAAGACUGCUUCAAAAAACGCCAAAGCUGCAGGGGAGACCUCUAAAGCACGCAGAUACGAUCGAGGCCUGAAGACUCUGGAGUCGAUGUUAGCUGCUGUGAAAAAAGGCAGAGCUGUGAAUGAGGCUGAGAUUCCUCCUCCUGUUGCCACUGGAGCUCCGAGUGCCCCCUCUCGUCCUGCUGUCCCCCAACGACCUCCUCCCCCUAUUCCCUCCCCUCUUGAGCCCACUCCUGCAGAUAAGCAGGGGGAGUCAUCGGAGGUUGUUACUCCAAGCAGUGAAGAAGAAAAGUCAUCCUCCAGCGCUGUGCCUGAUCAGAGUAAUGUCCCAACUCCAGAGGAGCCGGCAGAGGAAACGGCCAAACAGCCACAGACAGAUGCGAACGAGGAAACCAAGAGGAUGCUUCUGGAGAGGCAGAAAGAGUACAAGAUGGCAGCUCUGAGAGCCAAGAAGCAGGGGGACGUGGAGCAGGCUAAGCUUUACUUCAGGACCAGCAAGAGGUUUGAUGCUGUGAUCGAGGCGUUGGAGAAAGGACAAGCUGUCGACCUAAGUGGCCUUCCUCCGUCUCCAGCAGAGGGUACAGGUGGAGGUUCAGCUCCAGUGAAAAGCCCCUCCUCUGCACCGACUAUAGAAGUCACUGAACCAGUUACAGCAGCUCCAGCCUCUGCCCCCUCAUCGGCUCCUGAAGCCCCCAAAGACGUGCUGGAGGCCCUGGAGCAGAGACGAGCCAAGUAUGUGGAGGCGUCCAGUCAGGCCAAAGCCAGCGGAGACGACCGCAAAGCUCGAAUGCACGACCGCAUCGCAAAGCAAUACCAGAGUGCCAUCCGAGCUCACAAAGCAGGAAAAACCGUCAACUAUGAGGAGCUGCCAGUUCCCCCCGGGUUUCCUCCGAUCCCGGGUCUAAAGGCGACAGGGGCUGAGCAAGGAUUCAUUGCUGCUCUACAGGCAGCCGAUAAACUCGCCUCCACUGAUGUUAAUGAAUUAGCAAAUGAAGAAGAUGAUGAUGACAAGGUAGAGGAGACCAAACCAGCUGCUCCAGUGGCCCCAAAGAAGCCCACGUUAGACGUCCCUGCUGCAGGUCAAGGAAGGAAAAGGACCCCAUCACCGUCACCUGACCGAACAUCAACCAGGGAGGCACUCUCACCAACAGCUGUUCAGCAGCUGGAGUUCCUUGAAGGCAGGAAGAAGCAGUACAUGAAGGCAGCUCUUCAGGCCAAGCAGAAGAACGACAUGGAGCAGGCGAAGAGUUUCCUUCGCACCGCUAAAGGCUUUGACCCGAUGAUCGAGGCAGCACGUAGCGGCAAAACUGUGGAUAUCAGCACGGUACCGUCGCCCCCUGCUGACGAGGAUGAAGACUUCAUCCUGGUUCAUCACAGCGAUGUGCAGAUCUCAGAGAAAGCAGAGAAAGUUUACACACAGCUGGUCAGCAUCCUCAAAGAGCAGUACGAGAAAUGUAUGACUCAUUCAAAGCAGUUCACGCACCUGGGGAACGUGGCAGAAACAACAAAGUUUGAGAAGAUGGCGGCGAGCUGUAAGAAGAGUCUGGAGGUCUUGAAGCUGGCUCAGUCCAGAGGUCUGCCUCCUCCUAAACAUCACUUCGAGGAGAGAUCGUUUCACACUGUUAGGAUAUUUCCAGACCUGAGCAGCACAGACAUGGUUGUUAUUAUUGUCAAAGGGAUGAAUCUUCCUGCUCCGAGCGGAAUCCAAACCAACGACCUUGAUGCCUAUGUUAAGUUUGACUUUCCCUACCCCAGCUCGGAGCAGCCGCAGAGACACAAAACUGCCGUCAUCAAGAACACAAACUCCCCUGAAUACAACCAGAGCUUCACCCUGUCAAUCAACCGUAACCACCGCGGCUUCAGGAGGGUGGUGACAUCAAAAGGUCUCAAACUGGAGCUUUUCCAUAAAGGCGGUUUCCUCCGGAGUGACAAGCCAAUCGGAACGGCGCUCAUAAAGCUGGAAAAACUGGAGUCUCAGAGUGAAAUCAGGGAGAUUGUAGAGGUGAUUGAUGGUCGUAAGCACACAGGAGGUCGUGUCGAAGUGAAGGUCCGCCUGCGGGAGCCUCUGAGCGGGCAGGACAUGCAGACGAGCACUGAGCGCUGGCUGGUGAUCGAUCAUUCACAGGUUCUUGUUUAGAUGCUGCUUCAGGUAUAAAGAUAAUGCUCAAGGUUUAGAUGAGUCAAUCAGAAACACUCAGAUGGAGAGAAAGAGGACUUUUUUGAGGAAGAGUCUAUGGUGUGUUGAGGGCAUCCUGUUCGUCAGACUGGACACACAACUACACGGGUUUUUGACUUGUUUGAACUUUUGCACAUUUGCAAGACAUGAGAGCUCCUUAUCAAGCUACAGUCCACCAGGGGGAGCCAUGGAGCUGGUUCAUGGUAGGAUGAGCACUUAUGUGUGCUAAACCAAGGGAGAGAUAGUGUUUUUGCGGGUGCAGAUAUAAGCAUGUAAUGCAUCAGGUAGAUAGAAAUCAAUGAGAAAGUUGUCCAGGGAGUCCUCUCAUGCAUCAGUCCUGGAGGACGCCGAGUGGCGUGUCCUCUGCUGAAGCUAAAGGAGCUCAGUGUGGAGCUAACCUGAUCCUGCUGCCUGAUAUGACUCUAGUUAUAUAAUAAAUAUCAAAGAAUGUGUACAUACUCCUCAUAUCACUCAGCUCUGGUAUCUAGAACUGCACCUAUGCACUAAUACCAAAGUAAUCACUGUUGCUGUAAAAUCCUGCAUAUUUGAAAUCGCCUUUAUCUGCUGAACCAGGAGAGAUGGGUGUGGUGAACAGGACUUAGACUGGUUUUAUUUUAUUUUAUCACACAUUUCAUCUGAUGUUUAGAGCGAGGCAGACACUGCACCCUCACUGAUGUUUAACAGGAGUAAGCCAAGAAAUAACGAUACUAGUAAAGCUCUAAUUCUGUGAUUAAGACCACUCUCCCUUUUUGCACCUUUCUCUUGAAUUUUAAGUCACAAACUUAAUGUGGUCACUUUAUUGCAUGUACCUGUGGCUUUAGUUGUGUUAGAUGUAUAUUUAUCUGGUUUACACUGGAGCACAAACUCCUAAAAGCUUUACAUAGAUUUAUUUUAAAGUACAUACCUACAAUUACACAGAUGGUUAGGUGGUUAAGAAGGGAUUUUUAGUAGAAAUAUACUCUGAUUAAAGUUUAAAAGCAUUCUGGAGAUACUUUAGGGGAAUACUUCUAUUAGCUUUAAACAGAGUCACAUGAGAAGACUGUUUCAGAUACUCCUUCAUAGUCUCAGUGCUGUCAUCAACUAGUUUUGGAAAUGGUGUUUAGAAGGCAAUCGAUGGUUGGACAUGCUGGCUCAAACUAAUUUCAUCCUAAUUGAGUGAAAGGAAAAGUGUGGGAGCUGAGGCAGGUGCAACACUAUGUCCCAAAUGCAUGAAAGCAUCAGUAAAAUUUCAGUUUUCCUAAAAGAAUUUGACAUUUUGCUUUUGAAUGCAGGGAAGAUAGGACUUUAUUUUUUGUCCUUUGUGGUAACGGUAUCACAAAAUUAAAAGAGAUAUUACAUUUAAAUGCACAUUUAGGGUUACAAUCCCUUAAAAAAGCAUGUGAUGGCAUACCAAAGACAUGUCUGAGCAAAAGUUCACAGAAAAAGUUUUUUUAAGUCUGUGUUCACUACUUUAUAACUGAAUCUGUACUUUUAACACCACACUUCCUGAUUUGAGCUUUUAUGAUAAAAGCACUCGGGGAAACUACAACCAAGGACUUUUAUUGUGAAGGAGCUGUCGCAGCUCUGUGUUUUAUCAUUGAUUGGCUAUGUUCCAACUGAGCCCCCAUCCACUACUUAGCACUUUGUUACGCUAACGGCUGCAUUGUUUAUGCCUUGUGUGUGCACCAAAACACAACACAAGGAUUUAACCCAGUGAUGGCAGUGUUGCAAAAAUCCAUACCAUGGCAGAAAUUUUACCUUCAAUGGUACUGAUAUCAGUACCGCCCACCCAUACUGUAAGUUGAUUUGUAACAUUCCAACACUGAUAUGGAUGCCAUUAAUGCAUCACUGUGUAGACUUUGUAAAACAAGCUAACCCUCAAAUCGCAUAUACUCAGUCUGUGCAUGCAAAGCACAAUCUGUAGCAAACUGCUCCCUUUCUACUCACUCUUUUCAAUUCUGAGCUCUGGUCCUUUUUUUUUGGUGCAUGCCAGAAGCGCCACAUCACUGCUCUGCUAGGGAUACAGGGCAAGUCUAUUUUUAGCAGAGGCCGAUGCUGAUAUGUGUCAGUCCACAUGAGCAGACAAACAGUUAUAAGCUUUCCCACUAUCUUCUGUAAAUUCUCUAGAAGCUGACACAAACGGGGGAUCAUCUCCCCCAUUCACACCUCCACGACAUUCACAGUGAAGGCAAAAGGUCAAAGAAACGUAAAUAUCCAGCUUUAAACGGCACUGUGAUUUGGGCUGGUGUUUGAAACUCCUCCCUCUCUUCAGAACACGCUAAUAUCACUGACAAUUUCUCAUUUGACUCUUAAAAUGAAAACAAUUAAGUGUAUUUCCCAUGACAUAAUAUUUUCAUUAAAGGAUUAUUCUUGGACAUAAAUUUAACAUAUUUUGGGAAUAUUUCAAAUCUUCAACCUCAUCUCUGAUUUACCUUUUCACCGUUACACGAGAGACAAAACAAGAUUAUAGCUCUAACUUUUUUCCUGUCACUUGUUGAAAACUUUUCUCCCUUAUAGCAUUUAAGUCCCCCAAACUAAUAAAAAAAAGCUCCAGGGUAAAAUACAGGAAUGACCUUUUUAAUUUGUUGAAUUAUUGUUUUAAACUAUGCAUCAAAUCCUUAAUCUUUACAUGAAUCCUUUUUAAAGGGCCUGUUCGACCAAAUUACAGAAGCACUUACACUCUUAAGCUUUAUAUGUUAUUUUACCCAUUCAUAUGUUUGUUUGCCAAAUUAAAUAAAAUAAAUUUUAAAGGAUGAUAAAGAAUCUCCAACAUUUACUUUGGUGUUCUUAAAUUUACAGGACACAUUUAAAGUGCCUAAAAAGGAGAAAUUCUACAUCUAAUGUAAAAUUAAAAGGUUUUUUACAUACUAAACAUUUCCAUAAAUAUAAGCUCAUUGGUUCAACUCUCUUUUAUAUUUAGAGAGGGCACCACUGAUUUUAGAGCAAAAUAAAUGUUUUUUUUUUGUUUUUUUUUUGUGAACUGGCCCUUUAAAAUUGAACCUGCAGCAUUGUGAUGAAUGCACCACAAACUGCCAAACACACUGAGCCAACGACUUAAAACAAAGUUUCCCAACAGUUUUACCUCAACAGUCUGCAGCAUCUUUAAGUUGUCUUACAUUUCUGUGGUCAACAUUUCUCCUUGUGUUCACAUCAUGAAUCCAGGAAAGUCAUUACUUUAAUUUGUCAUGGAUGAUCUUAUGAAUAAAAACAUUGUUAGUGAUUAUGUUCUCAUCAUCUAUAUGUUUACAACGAUGAAUGAUGUCGCAAUGUUUAAUAUUCCUGAAUAAUCUCUGUUCAAUUUAGCUUUUAAAUGAUGGACUGAACCUGCCUGCCUGGCUUUAAAAUGUACCCAUUAAAAAGAUCUUCUUUUAUUUUGUGUUCAAGCGUUUGUAUCUUCUUUCUGUUAAAAAAGAGGGAAACUGAGCACUUGUUUCAAUUUUCUAGAAGUUUUUAUUUUACAUAUACUACAAUUUUUUGAUAAAGACCACUUUUCUUGACAUGUAGUGUAAAGAAAAAAAGAUGUACAGGGUUUUUGGCUUUUCAAACAUUUCAAACAGAAAAAAUAUUAACAAAUACCAGUCAAUGACAGAGCGGAUUCUAUUUGUAGUUUCAUCCACACAGGAGAUUAAACUGUUAAAAUGCAAAAUUGAUUCUGUCUUUUCACUGUUUCAGGCUUGUUUCUGGUUGCAUGCAGUGUUAUAGAUCAGUAACAUUUUACAACUGAAUACAAAACAAAAUGCUACUUUUUCAGUCAAACAAAUUGCACCUUUGCUUCUUUUUUUUUGGAUUCAGGACAUAUUGCACACAUCAGAUAAUGCCAAAAAUAAAAAGGUAACAAACCAAGAAGUCAGAAAAAUAAACCCUAAUGUCUCCUCUUUGUUACACUGAUUUAUAAAAACAAACGCCGACCGAGCGGUCAGUCACGGCGGCUGAUGAACGUCACACAGUGAAGACACAGUGAUUGAGAUACACCCACUCUGGUACGAUCACAG
This is a messenger RNA of Cheilinus undulatus (humphead wrasse), 6798 nucleotides long. It is a transcript of the gene cc2d1b, whose product is annotated as coiled-coil and C2 domain containing 1B. The record is from RefSeq and is a predicted model, not a curated record. Gene Ontology annotation, molecular function: RNA polymerase II cis-regulatory region sequence-specific DNA binding; DNA-binding transcription repressor activity, RNA polymerase II-specific. The transcript is spliced from 26 exons. The coding region runs from base 143 to 2788 and encodes 881 amino acids. Gene Ontology annotation, cellular component: nucleus. Gene Ontology annotation, biological process: regulation of transcription by RNA polymerase II. Lineage: Eukaryota; Metazoa; Chordata; Actinopteri; Labriformes; Labridae.